Messenger RNA from Drosophila melanogaster (fruit fly), 5607 nucleotides. It is a transcript of the gene nAChRalpha7, whose product is annotated as nicotinic acetylcholine receptor alpha7. Gene Ontology annotation, cellular component: membrane; postsynaptic membrane. Lineage: Eukaryota; Metazoa; Arthropoda; Insecta; Diptera; Drosophilidae. Bases 1288 to 2970 code for a protein of 560 amino acids. The record is from RefSeq and is marked reviewed. The transcript is spliced from 17 exons. Gene Ontology annotation, molecular function: acetylcholine-gated monoatomic cation-selective channel activity; transmembrane signaling receptor activity; monoatomic ion channel activity. Gene Ontology annotation, biological process: excitatory postsynaptic potential; regulation of postsynaptic membrane potential; chemical synaptic transmission, postsynaptic.
CUCAGUUGCAGUUGGAAAGUCGAGCCCGCUCCUCGUGGCCACUGUCUACUUUCUCGGCUUUCUCGGCAUUCUCGGCAUUCUUGGCUUUCUCGGCAAUGCUGUUGUGUUAGUUUGGACUGUUGUUGUGCGGCAUCGUUGGCUCCUGCUUUCACAGCCAUUCAGUCGAGUGCGUGGUCGUGAGCGAAUCGGUCGGGGAAUUGCUGGUGACAUCUGUCCCAUUCGCAGCCGCAUCCGCAUCCGCAUCCGUGUCCGUAUCCGUAUCCGAAACGGAGUCUGAAUCCGCAACCGAAUCCAAAUCCGAGUUUGCGAGAAAAAUAGCUGCUGGCAAGCAAGAAGCAAACAAACAAGCAAACAAACAAACAAACAAACUGCCAAAAAUGUGCGUUCUUUGCAUGGAAUGUGAAAUCAAUGAUAAAUCCUCGAACGCGUCGUAAAAUCACCUGCAAUCAUUUGUCGUCGCAGCGAUCAACUUUUUUUUUUUAAAGGUGUUAGCCACACAUAUAUAUAUAUAUAUGUAUAUAUAAAUCUACCUAUAUAUGCAUCAGUAAUUUUUUUUUGUACAAGUUCUGUGCCAUGUGCAGAGUGCCAUGCAUAAAGUUCCUUGAGCCAGCGAACACAAAUCGUUCGGUCAGGAGGCAAACCGAAAGAUAAAGAUUACUCUCAAUGGAUCUAGACAAUUCAUUCGUAUCUAUGCAAAUAUUAUGACUGAUGGGAUUGGCAUUUUCGAAUUCGACCAAAUGAAAAUGCGUCAAAUAAAACAAAAUACGAAGUGCACCGAAGGAUUAUUCCAGAGCCUGUCAAAAAUGGAUCGGCCUGUAGGAAGCGCACAAAACGGUUGCAAUUAACAAUUAAGAAAGUAUAUCAAUACAAUCAAAGCUGAGGAAUAUUAGACGUGUAAGGCGAUACAAUAUGAGAAGUCGAUCAAAAUUGGAAAGCUAACGAAAAGCGUGGGAUUAGAAGAAAGUCAAUGGAUGCAAAAAGUGGCUCGAAUGCGCACGAACAGUAGUAGACCGGAAAGCGAAAUUCGAUAAGCGAUUAUCGAUUAUCGACUAACGAUUAUCGAUUAUCAACACCAAUCAAAACAUCGAAACACCAAAACACACCGGACGGCAUCACAAUCAAAAUGCAAAACUAUGGAAGUGAACUUAAAGGAGGCUGAGUGCCACUAACUACUACUAACUACCAACUGCGCCACAACACCAACACCACCACCCCCCCCCUCCUCCAAAAGAUCUAGAUUGCGAAUAUAGGAUAUAGAAUAUUCGAACUCCAAGACUCAAGCGAGUUAUGAAGAAGCCAUCACGCAGUCGGCCAGACAAUCCAUCCUGCCCUGGUCAGGAUAGAACGAGAUCCAUGAGCUUCCCACAACCGCACUCAUUGCCGGAGGCCACUGCAAACGGUGGCAGAAUGCUGGUCUAUGGCCUGGGACUUUUAAUUAUGAUACCGGCUUGUGCGGCUGGACCCCAUGAGAAGCGGCUACUCCACGCCCUUCUGGACAACUACAACAGCCUGGAGCGUCCGGUGGUCAAUGAAUCCGAUCCAUUGCAACUGAGCUUCGGACUAACACUCAUGCAGAUUAUCGAUGUGGACGAAAAGAAUCAACUGCUUAUAACGAAUAUUUGGCUCAAAUUGGAAUGGAACGAUAUGAAUCUUCGAUGGAAUUCGAGUGAGUUCGGUGGUGUGCGGGAUCUGCGAAUUCCGCCACAUCGCCUAUGGAAACCGGAUGUACUGAUGUACAACAGUGCCGACGAGGGCUUCGAUGGAACGUACGCCACAAAUGUGGUGGUUCGCAAUAAUGGGAGCUGUCUGUACGUACCGCCAGGUAUAUUUAAGUCAACGUGUAAGAUCGACAUUACGUGGUUUCCAUUCGACGAUCAGAGAUGUGAAAUGAAAUUUGGUUCGUGGACCUACGAUGGGUUUCAGUUGGACCUGCAGUUGCAGGACGAAGCUGGUGGCGACAUUUCUAGCUUUAUAACCAAUGGCGAAUGGGACUUGUUAGGUGUGCCCGGUAAACGAAAUGAAAUCUACUAUAAUUGCUGCCCAGAACCUUAUAUUGACAUAACAUUCGCCAUUUUGAUAAGGCGCAAAACGUUGUACUAUUUUUUCAAUCUGAUUGUGCCGUGCGUACUGAUCGCCUCCAUGGCACUGCUAGGGUUUACACUGCCACCAGAUUCUGGUGAAAAGCUUUCGCUUGGAGUUACAAUUCUAUUAUCGCUUACAGUCUUCCUCAACAUGGUGGCCGAAACAAUGCCGGCGACCUCCGAUGCGGUACCGCUGCUCGGAACUUAUUUCAAUUGCAUUAUGUUUAUGGUGGCCUCAUCAGUUGUGUCAACCAUACUUAUCCUCAAUUAUCAUCAUAGAAAUCCAGAUACGCAUGAAAUGAGUGAAUGGAUAAGAGUAAUAUUCCUUUAUUGGUUACCUUGCAUAUUGCGCAUGCAAAGACCCGGACAGGUUGGCUACGAAUGUCCGCCGCCGCCCUCUUCUUCGAGUUCCUCCGCAUCCGGCGAGAAGAAGCAACAGAUCCAAAACGUUGAGCUCAAGGAGAGAUCCUCCAAGUCUCUGCUGGCCAAUGUGCUCGAUAUAGACGAUGAUUUCCGAUGCAAUCAUCGAUGUGCCAGCGCGACUUUGCCCCACCAGCCCACAUAUUACAGGACGAUGUACAGGCAAGGGGAUGACGGCAGCGUGGGACCCGUGGGACCAGCUGGUCCAGUUGUGGACGGGCGUUUGCACGAGGCCAUUUCCCACACCUGUCUGACAUCCUCUGCGGAGUACGAACUGGCGCUGAUACUCAAGGAGCUGCGUUGGAUAACAGAACAGCUCAAAAAAGAGGACGAAACAAGCGACAUUACGCGAGAUUGGAAAUUUGCUGCCAUGGUCGUCGAUCGUUUGUGCCUUAUUAUUUUCACCUUGUUUACUAUUAUAGCAACCCUCGCUGUACUCUUCUCAGCGCCGCAUUUCAUUUUCCCGUAAGCGAAGGAGCGAUGCUGGGAAAAGCGGGGAAAAGCGGGAAAAGUGGAAAAUAGGUGGAGAAAUGGAGCGGAAAGUGACAGGUGCUGGUCGGCCAGAGGAGUUUUGCGGUUGUAUUGUGAAAUAUAUGAAGCCAAUCAAAAUAUUAGGAACAGAAGAGAACACAAAUUCAACAGCCCGAAUCUAAGCUUUUCAAACUGAAAUACUUUGACAGUCAAAGAGUUUUGCUAUUCAACAUUUUUAUACUUUUAAAGAUGUGUCUGAUGGUUAUAAAAAUAUUACAAUGAAUUGAGAUAGUAACGUAUGUACGUAUGUGAAUGCAUUUUGUAUUGAAAACAAAAAAAGAAAACAAAAAAAAAACACCAAAAACACCAAACGAAAAGCAAAUAAAAGUCGAUAUAAUACAAUAAAUUUCCGGGCAAACAUAAAUGUACGUUGCCGUGUACAUUCAACUUGCCCCUUAGAUACAAAGCAGAGGUUUCUAUAUCUAAAACGAAAAUCGAAAAUUGCAAAACGCUCGUAGAAUUGCAAUCCACCUGCCCCCUCAUUUAACCGAUUUGAACAGAUAAAAUGACAUUUAAGGAUAUAUACAUAUAGAUAUGUAUGUGUAUAUAUACAGCUUCACACUGUUGUUCAACUGAAUUAUAGUAUCUAAAUACUAUAAAAAAAAAAAAUAUAUAGUCUGUAUGUAGAAUUCGAGGCAUUUUGAAACUUAUGUUCACUUUGUACUGCAUAUUGGUUUUAUCAAGUUUUACCCCUACUUUCGAUCCCAUGCUAUUACAUUUUGAUAGACAAAGAACUGUAUACACAGAUGUGGUGUGUUGCUAUGAUAUAAAAAUUAUAAAAGACAAAAGACUAGCAAUACGCAAAUCAAUCACAAGCAAAUCAAAUGCAAAUUGAACGCAAGCAAAAGUGAAUAGUGGAUAGUGGAUAGUGGAUAGUGAAUAGUGGAUAGUGAAUAAUGAAUGAAUUGCUGCCGAGGCAAGGAUGGAAGUACACUUCAAUAGGAGAAUGUCAUUUAUCUGAAAUGAUCGCACAAUAAAUUCAUAGAUACUAACAAGUCGAAAUUAAAACGCAGCUGGACAACAACAACAAAACAUAGUUGUGAAAUGCUAAACAAAACCAGGCUAACAAAUGCAUACAAGAAUACUAUUGACAAACAAAAAAAAAAAAAACAGAAACAGAAACAAUACUUGCUAAAAUUAUCGAAUUGCACUCUGCAAAUAACCAAAUGAAAACAGUAAAAAGAUACAAGAAACAAGAAAGAUAUGCAGUGCCGAUGUGCACGAGUACGAGUACACAGGGAGAAAUAAUUGCUAGCCAUUAGAGGAAAUGAAAUACAUACAAUACAUAGAUGCCUAUAGCUACAACACAUACAUACAUACAUACAUACAUAUAUGAUGGUAUCAUACUAUAUCACACCCAAUUCAUCAUGUCUUUCCUGCUGAUCGUUCAGCGGUUAAACGGUGCUUCAAUAUAUACGGGUGCUUCAUAACUAGGCGCCAACAUAAAUUUUUAACUUGUAUAGUUAAUGCUAAUUGGCGAAUGAAAUGAAAUCAAUCAAAAGAGGAUUCUGUAGAACAUAAAGCAAUUUAAACGCAAUGAUAGUGUAGUCAAUUUUUCGAGUCCAAGCAGCAUCUCGACAAAUUUUAGGCAUUCAAAUUCGACCCAUUUGACAAUUUGCAACUGGGCGAAAUACAUACAUAUACAUAUAUGUAUGUAUAUGUUGGCGAUCAUUAUAUAGCCGAUAUUUGUAGCGCUUUUGUCAGUAUUUUCCGAUCAGUGAUACAUUGCGGAUUGCCUUCCACGUUGUCACUUCGCAAACUUCGCAAAUGAGGAAAAGCCCACACUUCGCUGGCAAACAAAAGUUAUCUUUUCUAUCCGAGUACACUGACUUAAAAACUUAUCUUAAAAAGAUGAAGCCAACAUAACAUCAUUUGGAGGAAAACCAUAAGCUAAAAUUGUAUGAUAAUGUUAAACACAAGUAUAAAGUUAACUAUUUUUAAAUGAAAACAAAAAAAAGAAGCAAACUGAGUGUCAACAGCAACGAAUGCCGAAUAUAAAGAGCGUUAAAUGAAGUUAUUUCAAGAGAGUAUAGUUUUCAGAACAGAAGAAGAAGAAGAAGAAGGAUCGAUUGCAGAUAUUCAUGGAUACGAAAGAAAUAUAUAUCACUACAGUCAAACUUCCAUAACUCAGGCUUCUUCUCUAUUUGUAGUCGAAGAACUAUUUUCGUUGGCAACAAUCUAAAUCUAAAAAAUGCCUCCAAUCAAUGACCCAAUCAUGGGUAAUAAUAAUCGAAUUUCUUUUUUUUUUUUUUUGUUUUUUUUUGCUGCCAGAUGGCGGUUUGUGUUAUCGAAGUUCGACUGUAUCUUUGAAUUUCCAAAAAAAAAAACAAAAUAAAUAAACAAGUGCAAGCUAGAAUACAAGUUAGAUUUAACACAUUUUUAAACUAAAAUUAAAACAGCAAAAAGUUAACAGAAAAUUCAUGAGAACCGUAAAAAUUUAGAAUAAACAAAAAAUAUGUAAGACCGAAACUGGAAACAAUAAAAUGUUUACAUUUUAGCUAGUGCAAAUCGGGACAAUUUCAAUUUGAAAAAAAAGAAAACCAGGAAUAAUCAAUGGGAUAUUUUACAAAGAUAG